AUGAUUGGGAAAAAAAAUCAUCGUGUUUUUCUUGAAAAAGUUUUUCUUACUAGAGAUAUUCGAUCAGUGAAUACAUCAAAUGAUCGAACAAAAAUUGCUUCAAAAGCAUUAAAACCAUUUUCAACUUAUAAAACAACUCUUCUCUUUUUUGGUCUUGUCAAUGCAUUUAUUGUUCAUAUGUUAAAUUCGGAUUAUUUAAUGCAUUAG
Molecule: messenger RNA, 207 nt
Organism: Rotaria sordida
Lineage: Eukaryota; Metazoa; Rotifera; Eurotatoria; Philodinida; Philodinidae
Source: the annotation of a GenBank genome assembly